AUGCAUUCCCCUCGCCCCCCUUCUCGUCGUUGUCUCGUCCCUGUUCUCCUCACCCGUCCUCGUAUCCUCCUCGCCUCGCCACUCCUCGUAUCCUCCUCGCCUCUCCCCUCCUCGUAUCCUCCCCGUUCCUGCCCAGCUCCCUUCCCCCCUACCACCAUCCUCCCCCUCCUCAUCCUCUCGGCGAGGCAUGCCCUCGCACUCCCUCUACUGGCGCGUACACCGCGCACGCUUCCCAUACCUCACUGUGGGUGGAGGUGGUAUAGGCUUGGUACGCGGUAUACGCGCCGGCAGAAGGGACGCGUGCGCAAGCGUCGCCCCGCUGGCAAUCUCGGUGGGCUGGCAUAG
Schizophyllum commune H4-8 is the source of this 345-nucleotide messenger RNA. RefSeq lists its product as uncharacterized. The transcript has a single exon. Bases 1 to 345 code for a protein of 114 amino acids. NCBI's taxonomy places the organism in Eukaryota, Fungi, Basidiomycota, Agaricomycetes, Agaricales, Schizophyllaceae. The record is from RefSeq and is a predicted model, not a curated record.